AUGUCACAAAAGAGACCUCUCGGCUUCGACACAAUCGAAGAAAACCUUCGAGCAUGGGAACGUGAAAGAGAAAAACGGACUCGCCUAAACUCCUGUAAUGACAUCCAGAGUUCAUCAUCAUCAUCAUCAUCAUCAUCAAUCUCAUCUGGGUCAUUUUCUCGGCCCACUCCCAGGGAAAACAACCUCUUCCACCACCACCAUAGCCAUCAAUACACAGGUCUACAUGGCGAGUCCCGGUGUGGAUGUAAUCAGCUUCUCUCUUCAACCCUCUCAUCAUCACAAUACCUACCUCCAUCUUCUCAAACCGUCCCGAGAAUGUUCCAAGCUCCUCCACAACUUCAAUUGCAACUGCCAUCUCUUUCACAAAACCAGUCAACAUCAUGGACUUCUAAACGUGUUCCCCCAACACCUUUUGCCUCAUGGGAUACAAUAAAUCCGGUAACGUGGGUCCAGCCAAUGACCAUGUCGUCAUUCACAUCUUCAGUACCACUCAAAUCUUGUUUGUCAAGUUCUGGACAAAUCGAUUCACUUAUGGAACAAGCGGUAUCUCCGCGAACUUGUCCUGUGAUACCACUACCAUCGCUUAUUCCAAAAUACACGCAAACAUUUCAAGAAACUCAGAAUCAAAUUUUGCUCCCCCAAGCCAAGCCUCAAGUUUCACCCCAGGUCCACGCAAAACCUCAAAUUCAGCCUCAAUAUCAAUAUCAAUAUCAACCUCAACUUCCAUCUCAACCUCCACCUCCACCUCCACCUCCACCUCCACCUCAACCUCAUUUAAAACCUCAACAAUCCUCACACCAGUCACACACAUCCAAACACCUCCCUGGAAAAAGGUCUGCUAAAACACGAGUCCGCUCAGACCUUGAAACUCUCCCAAACCUCCUUCUCCGAGAACUCAUCUCAUUUGUGGACCCCCGAGAUCUACCGGCCCUUGCAGCCACAUGUACAACCCUCCACUCAGCAAUCGCCACUCGUACACUCCGCCUUACAGCCUUGGACCUCCGUGGCGGCGCAUCCCCUAGAUUCUACACUGCUUGUCGUAGAGAGUAUCUCUCCAGGCGUUCCGUAAGGCUUCUUUGUAAAGACCUCAUGGGACGCAGAAGCGGCCGGCGACGGCGCAACGUGCGUGUAUUACGUGUACGUCCAGGGGCAGACUACGGAGACAAACUAUCCGUUGCUCAAAUUGAUGCAGAUGACCAUGCAGUGAUUGAACUUGCAACCAAGCUGCCUUAUGUUAGGUUUCUUACACUCGAUGCACUGGACCUCACAACAAUACGCUUUGCACAAACUAUGCUAGGGUUGUUGACUAAAGACUCGCGAGUCUCGCUUGAAAAUAUAAGCGCUCCAGCACUCACCAACCUGGCUCCGGAACCCCUGCUGGGGAAAACUCUUGUCAAGGUUUCUCUGCGGUUGGCUGGUCCACACAUGAGAGCUGAGGAUUUGACACACCUUGCUGAGUACAUGAAUGACACUGCUGUUCCCAAGCUCCGAGACUUUGGCGUUAUGUUUGACCGUGCAUUUAUUCUCACAUGUUCUGAGUUUGUCCCAGCAUUUGCCAAACUCGUGGAGAGUGCUGUUUCCAGACGUAAACCACCAUUGGCUUCGCUUCGUGUUUAUGACUUCCCACCCUACCUGGACUUUGUCCCCAUCAUUCAGUUGGUUGAAAAAUACCGUGUACGUGCCCUUACCCUCCACACAGCUGCUCCAGAUGACGAUUCCAGGCUUCUUAGUUCACUUGCUCAGUUAACAACAAUCGAUGCUCUUCGGCUAGUAAUUGGAACUUGCUCCGUUUCCUUUUUGCACUGUCCGGGUCCCCUCUGGGCUUCGCUUUUGCAUUUAUCCAUUGACGGUCCUCCCACAAUGAUGCGCGUCCCCGCUCGACCUUUCCCAAUGCCAUGUUUACACUCGCUUGUGGCACCUGCUGCUACGGCUUACUCCUUACUCCCGCACUCCGUUUCUCCAGUCCUUAAAGAACUCGUUGUACUUAACCCAGCCCCAGGAGACCCCAUGCCCAUGAUGGCCGGCCCGUUGCGUCGUGCAAAACUCAAUCUUGCAUAUUUCCCAAUCCGAAUUCCACACGAGUAUUUGCCUGUAAAGCUCAUGUGCACGCGAUCAAUUCCCAAUAGGUAUAUGACGUCGCUUCCAGACUCGCUGCGCGAGAGUGCCUUGGAAGAUAACGACGACUAUACACUAUUUUUGUCUCAUUUUUAUGAUACCAUGGAUCCGGAUCCACCAGAGAUUUUUUAUUAUUAA
Molecule: messenger RNA, 2253 nt
Organism: Magnusiomyces paraingens
Lineage: Eukaryota; Fungi; Ascomycota; Dipodascomycetes; Dipodascales; Dipodascaceae
Exons: 1
Coding region: 1-2253 (750 amino acids)
Molecular function (GO): protein binding
Source: RefSeq, a predicted model, not a curated record